Messenger RNA from Labrus mixtus (cuckoo wrasse), 2637 nucleotides. Its product is annotated as cytotoxic granule associated RNA binding protein TIA1-like. The coding region runs from base 204 to 1367 and encodes 387 amino acids. The record is from RefSeq and is a predicted model, not a curated record. The transcript has 12 exons. Gene Ontology annotation, molecular function: mRNA binding. Lineage: Eukaryota; Metazoa; Chordata; Actinopteri; Labriformes; Labridae.
ACGCUGCUCCUCCGCCAUCUUCAACUUCCUAUUGUUUGCAUCAGACUGAGGCUGUGUCUGCGGUGUGUGUGUGUGUGUGAGAGUGUGAGAGCAGAUUCAUCGGUAAAUUGUAGAUAUAGCCAUCACGUUUGCGGCCGAUCGAGUUCAGCACAAAUCUUUUUGUAUGUCAUUGGAUUAACGGGGACUCGACCACUAAACCCAAGAUGAUGGACGAGGAUCAGCCCAGAACCUUGUACGUGGGGAAUCUAUCCAGGGACGUCACAGAGCCCCUUAUUCUACAGGUCUUCACGCAAAUAGGACCCUGCAAGAGCUGUAAAAUGAUAGUGGAUACUGCUGGAAAUGAUCCAUACUGCUUUGUGGAGUUCUAUGACCACAGGCAUGCUGCUGCCUCUUUGGCAGCGAUGAAUGGAAGGAAAAUAAUGGGUAAGGAGGUCAAAGUCAACUGGGCCACGACGCCAACCAGCCAGAAAAAAGACACAAGUAAUCACUUUCACGUCUUUGUUGGAGACCUGAGCCCAGAAAUAACCACAGAAGACGUCAAAGCGGCCUUCGGUCCAUUCGGCAGGAUAUCAGAUGCUCGUGUUGUGAAAGAUAUGGCGACAGGGAAAUCUAAAGGCUAUGGCUUUGUGUCUUUCUUCAACAAAUGGGAUGCAGAGAAUGCCAUCCAACAGAUGGGAGGUCAGUGGUUAGGUGGCAGACAGAUUCGAACCAACUGGGCCACAAGAAAACCCCCCGCCCCAAAGACCACCUACGAGAGUAACUCCAAGCAUCUAUCCUUUGACGAAGUAGUCAGCCAGUCCAGUCCCAGUAACUGCACCGUGUACUGCGGGGGGGUCAGCACAGGACUCACAGAGCAACUGAUGAGACAGACCUUCUCUCCCUUUGGACAAAUCAUGGAGAUCAGAGUGUUCCCCGACAAAGGCUACUCGUUUGUGAGGUUUAACUCCCAUGAGUCAGCAGCCCAUGCGAUUGUGUCCGUGAAUGGGACCUCAAUAGAGGGCCACAUAGUCAAAUGCUACUGGGGCAAAGAGACCCCGGACAUGAUGAACCCAAUGCAGCAGGUGCCUAUCCCCCAGCAGAACAAGAUGAGCUUCCCUGCAGCCCAGCCCUACGGCCAGUGGGGCCAGUGGUACGGCAACGGGCCCCAGAUCAGCCAGUAUGUCCCCAACGGGUGGCAGGUCCCCACCUACGGAGUCUACGGCCAGGCCUGGAACCAGCAGGGCUUCAAUCACUUACCGGCCAGUGCUGGGUGGACUGGCAUGAGCGCCAUCAGUAACGGUGGGGUUAUGGAGCCUACACAGGGAUUGAAUGGGAGUAUGCUAGCCAACCAGCCUGGUAUGGGAGCCGCAGGAUACCCCACACACUGAUAAGUGGGCAGGGUGGGAGCGUUGUCAACCAUCGGCCUCUUAUUGGCUGUACAGUGCCCUGCAGGGCUGUGUAAACCCCGCCUCCAAUUGUGGCAGGACUAAGACUUUUACUGGGAUGUGGAACCUAAUGGGAAAAGGUUGACGUCUGUACGAGUUGUAAAUGGGAAUUCAUGGGGGAGGGGGUGGGGGGUGGGGUUUGAGGUAACAGGAGCCAGGGGGGACGAGCGAUUUUGACCCACACAGGUAUCUACACCCUUUGUGGUAGAGGAGACUGGCCAUGAACCAGCACUCUUACCAUUUUUAAGUUAACUGUAAAUGAGUAUAAACUGUAAAGGAGAAACUUUUUGACUUUGCUUUUCUUCCGGGGUUUUACAAAAAAAAAAUUGCUUCCAAACGUCACAUCUUUUCCUCUCACACAGCCACAGAGAGGUCUGUCUUUUUUUUUUUUUCUUUUAAAGAAGUUUGAGACGUGCUAAGUUAUGAAGUUAUUCUUCAAGCAACGGAAAUCUGUUUUCAUUUUUGUUUUCUCUCGGAUUAAAAAUCAAUCGCAGGGAUUCUUGCCACUGCUGUUUCUCUGUAAGGGCAGAUAAAUAUUGCACAGUUUUUUUUCCUUCUCUUGAACUCUGAAACAUUCGACCGCCAAGAGUAUUUUCCUUUUUUUUUCUUUUUUUUUUGCAUUCCACUUCUCCUCCAUAUCUUCUCGGACAGCCUCAAAACCUUUGGCCACCGCGUGUAAAUAACCAUUCAUUCAUUUGAAACGAUGUAAAGUAAAAAUGCUACUGUUAACUGUGGGUGCUCGCUUUCUCUUCUGUUUUGAUAGCUCGACAGUUAACUCCAACAUUGUACGUAGCAGAGUGGCGCUCUAUAGACGUGACACUGGCGCAGUGCAAGCGGGGCGAUUCUUCCACGCAGGGACACGAGGGCAUAGCCAUUCACAGAGAACUCAAACGUUUAAAGGGUUUAACAUGUUUGACACUCGGGAUGGUUUUUAAAUAUGUUUUGAAACGCCAGUAUUUUAUAUCAAACUAUCUGAAGGGGGUUCGACCUUUCCACACUUGCUGUGUUGGCCGGAGGGAUGGCGAGGCCGACAUGGUAACUGUUGCCUUAUAGAGCUGGUUUCUUUUACCUGACGAGAUCCUCUUUUUAAUUAGGCAGUGCCUACAGACCCUUUUGUUUAGAAAGGUGUUAGCCCUGACAACUGACGACUCUGCUACUGUAAUCAAUGUUUUCUUGCUUUGUCCAAUUAAAAUGCUAAUGCACAUAAACCACA